This is a messenger RNA of Iphiclides podalirius (scarce swallowtail), 1470 nucleotides long. Lineage: Eukaryota; Metazoa; Arthropoda; Insecta; Lepidoptera; Papilionidae. The record is from the annotation of a GenBank genome assembly.
AUGGAGUCGGAACAUCAACCAAAGUUGAGCCCUGUUAGAGCUUUCCAAGUUCUUCAUGGUGGUAGUAUGGAGCCAGAAGAGACAUAUACUAGCCUUUCCGAGUACCAUGACUACGAACCCAGCCUGGAGUUUGAUGAUUCUGAACUUAUACAAACAACUGGUUUAGCGCCUUUACCGCCGGAACUACUUGAUAUACCAGACGAGCUAAUUGAUAGAUCCACUAGCGACGGCACCAUAGAAGAGAAUUUUGAAGAAGAACUUGCACAUGCACCGGAGGUUUAUGCUGAAAUUGCGACUUCGUCAUUGGACUACGAUUGCUUUGCGGAGCUUAGCCGUAAUGGUGUUGUAGAUGUGGUAGGAGACGAUGAGAUCGGUCGCCGCAUAAUCGUGGUGUCAGCAUGUAGAUUGCCCUCCAGUAAGGAUUUGCAUCCUGAUAAAUUAUUAAGGUAUCUGAUGUUCACAUUGGACAAAUAUGUGGAGCAAGAUUACAGCGUCGUUUACUUCCAUUACGGCCUAACAAGUAAAAAUAAGCCACCACUUUCUUGGCUAUGGAAAGCAUAUAAGGCUUUUGAUAGGAAAUAUAAAAAAAAUCUCAAAGCACUCUACUUAGUCCACCCAACUAACUUCAUAAGGAUUGUGUGGCAGAUGCUGCGGCCUGCAAUAAGUGUGAAGUUUGGAAGAAAAAUGAUGUAUGUGAACUCGUUGCAAGAACUGCAGCAUUAUUUGAAUUUGGAAAAGAUUUGCAUUCCAGAACCAGUUUUGGAAUACGACAAAUUGCUGCAAUCUAAGAGUCCAAAGGGAGCACGCAACAAUCCUGACCGCUCUGAUAGAGAACAGAAUGCAAUUAAAGCUGCUCAAAAAGACAGCCUAUCCCCACCAGCAACACAACAAUUUGGAGUGUCAUUACAUUUUAUAAAGGAAAAUAAUACUAAUAUGGUUGACUCCAUACCACCUGUUGUGAGACAGUGUGUAGAAUUUCUCUCUCAACCAGAUGCAUUAGAGACCGAGGGCAUUUUUCGACGUUCAGCCAACAUAUCUGUAAUAAAAGAGUUACAGCGGGCAUGCAACCGAGGCGAACCCAUAUCAUUUCGUGAUGAUCCUCACAACGCUGCCGUCUUGCUGAAAACAUUUCUCCGUGAUCUUGAGGAGCCCCUUAUGACUUUUGAUUUAUAUGAUGAGAUCUUAAAAUUUCAGACAUGGUCUAACCGUGACAAGCCAAGACAAGUUAAAAUCUUGAUCCUUGAAAGGCUACCACUGGAUAACUAUAAACUUUUGAAGUAUAUUAUACAGUUCUUAUGGAAGGUACAAGAUAGAAGUUGUUUAAACAAAAUGACAAGCAGUAAUUUAGCAGUAGUAUUUGGUCCAAACUUAUCAUGGCCACCCAACGGACAAAUGUCAUUACAAGCAAUUGCACCUAUAAAUGCUUUUACAGAUUUCCUACUAGAGAACCAGGAAUCAAUUUUCAUUAUA